Molecule: messenger RNA, 766 nt
Organism: Anopheles bellator
Lineage: Eukaryota; Metazoa; Arthropoda; Insecta; Diptera; Culicidae
Product: UPF0488 protein CG14286
Exons: 2
Coding region: 67-666 (199 amino acids)
Source: RefSeq, a predicted model, not a curated record
AGCAACACAAAGCACACACAUUUGUUCCAACAGCAGAUUGUUCGAUUGGUGAACAACUAUUAAAAGAUGGCACCACCGAGAAUGAAGCUUCACAAGACGACGGGAAAGCUGAAGACCAUCCCUAAACCCGGCACAAAUCAACCUGCACGUACAGCGACCGACGACCCGUCGCCAACGAAUCCAGCACAAUCCGAGUCCGAUCGUCAGUUUGAAAUGGAACUUUACUGGUGCAUUCAACAGCUAGAGUCGUCCCUCUGCCUGCCCCAAGUGCGUGAAAACAGUAAAAAAGUGGAAGACACAACCAAACUACUCACUACGCUGAAGAGCGCCACGCAACCGAUCAUUCGCAAACGACAGAUUAUGCGUACCACCUUCGGUGACUACCGCAGCAAAAUGGCCGCCGAGGAACAGUCGCUGUCCGUCGAUCCGGAAAGUGUGCGGUUUGAGGAGCUGAAAGAAAAAACGCGCUAUCAUUAUCUUAAAAAGUCUGCCAUUCUUAGUGGGGAGAAAAACUUCCGGUUCAACUUUACGGCCGACGGUGGUAACGACACUGGCGAUGAAGUGCUGGAACAAGAAAGUAGCGCGCCACGGACAGCGAUCGGUACGGUGAAAAUUGCCCCGUCGGAUAAUUCUUUUCGCUUCAAUUUUUCACCCAACAAUGAUUAGGGCAAGUUUCGUAGGAAUAAAAACAAAUUAAAAUUGAAAAAAUGAAAAUUAUGCGAUUAGAGACUGCAAGGGCCAAUUAGUAAUAUAUUUAUCAUUUAAU